AUGGACUUCUCACAUGCGUUUGUGGCCACAGUUCCAAACACUCUCACAUUUGCCAACAAGAAAACCAUUUUUGAUACCAGUCCAUUACGUAAACAAAGUGAAGGAAUUAUUGAGACGCUGCGUGAAGCUGGCCUCGUAGUGAAUGAGCACUGCUUGGACGAUGGUGCUCCUGUUUCUGCAUUGUUAAUUGGCGAUGCAGCAGUGUCAAUUUGUGGAACCACUUUUUUAUGUAGACCAAGAAACCCAGGAAUUUCGCAUAUUGAGUUACGUUGUAUACUAUCAGCGUACUGUUGUUCUAUAGAAGAAUGUCCUGAUGUUGUGGAUGGGAAAACCGUCGUCUUAGACGGAGGAGAUGUCUUCUUUACUGGAAGGGAAAUUUUUGUCGGUGUUCGUAAGCACGGUACAAAUUUCGAAGGCGCUAAGGCAGUGGCGCGAGUGUUCUGCGACCAUGUCGUGAUUCCUAUCCACAUGUCGGAUAAAGCCCAAUGUCUCAAAUAUUAUGUUGCUGUCGUUGCUCCGGAUAUAUUAGCCAUUGGAACCAGUAGGGAAGGUCAACACAUCCUCAAGGUUAUCGAAAUGGAAGCUACCCUUCGAUACAAGAUAAUUCCUGUUGAAGAUGAUCAAGGAGUCAACUGUAUCCUGGUGAAUGAACGACUAAUAUUUCUGCGGAGCAAGACAGCUGCUAAAUUCAUUGCUCUCCAAUCAAAUUUGCUAGAGUUAUGGACACUGGAUGUUGCUGAUCUUCUUAGGGUACUUUGGCUUUAUCAUCUACCUCACAUUAUUUCGAAUGUUUUAGGUGAUCUGGUAAAGCAUUCACAAACGUUACUGGUACAAUUGCAGUUCGGCUUACCGCUAGCGCGGCAUUGUCUACUGACCAAAGCGAUGAAUACGACCAAGAUCUUCAACACGCAACAGUAA
Molecule: messenger RNA, 918 nt
Organism: Angiostrongylus costaricensis
Lineage: Eukaryota; Metazoa; Nematoda; Chromadorea; Rhabditida; Metastrongylidae
Source: the annotation of a GenBank genome assembly